AUGGAGACCGUCCGCCAGUCGUGCCGGCCAAAGCACCAGGUCUUGACCCUCAAGUGUUAUCCCCGGUACCAGAAAGGCGUGUCGGAGGUGCGCCCGAACCCGAGUGAACUGUCGUAUCUGCUGUACUAUGCCAGCACGCGCCGCAGCAAGUUGACCAAGGUCGGCGCGUUCCUCGAGAAGAGGGUGGCCCGGGAUGUCUGGAGACGCAGGCUGGGAAACGUCCAGGUAGCCCUCCAGAUCAUGACCGCGCUCAUCGAGAAAGUCCCCCGCGAUCUGCCCAUCUACGCCCGGUCCGUCCUCACCGUCAUCGAGACGGUCCUGCGAUCAAAUGAUAUCACAAUGGUGGAGGACUCGAUUGUGACCUUCGAGACUUUUUGCCGUCACCAGGAUAUGGCCGCUAUCGCCGUGGAGCAGGGUCUCGUGCAUCAGUAUCGCGAGGUGGUGCGAACAUAUGCAGGCUUCGCCGAUCCGUCUUCCCCGACGGUGUCGCGCACCCAGAUGAGCCCACCAGUGGCGAUUCGAUGGAGAACUGCAGGAUUGCGCGCGAUCAAGGGCGUGGUUGGUUCAGACGGUCUGGCGGCGGAUGGGGGCACUUCGCUCAGGCUUAUUCUGCCGGUCAUUUUGGAGAAUCUGUACUCGGGAGAGGAAAAUAUCUUGGUCAAUCUCCAAAUUAAGCUCCGAGAUUCUGAAAAGCCUGAGCGCGAGGGGCUCCGGCGUCGUCGGCUGAGCGUCGCCACAGUCCGAACCGUUGAUGCAGCGGAGGGCGAUGCUACACUGGCAGGACAGUCCACAGCCGAUGCAGACCGGCAUGCAGAGAUGGAUACGAGGCUGUUGGCACUGCGCUGUCUGGAACAAAUCAUCGUUUCAGGCAGUAACCGCGGCCAGAUCCGCAUCGCCGCAUCGAUAAUUCUGCGUUUCAUCUCGAACAAAAAUAUUCCGCGACCUGAUGAUGAUGAUGACGAUGGAGAGGCCAACACCCCCAAACCAGGUGGCAACUGGGCUACAACUUUGAUCGAGCUCAUCGCAAAUUGGUGUCCAGUUCAGGUUCGCUUUGUGAUAUUGGUCACAGCGAUGGAGAUUCUACACGACACUACUCCCAAGGAGGAUGCUCUGGAAUCUUCAUUCACCAUUUUGUCGGUGAUUGACUGGCUCUUGAAGUCGCCAGUGAACAUGAUUGGAUUGAGUAUUAUGGACAUUCUUUACGGUCUCAUGCACUACGCGUCGGACAUCCUAUCGCCUCCGGACCGCGCAGAGGAGAAGCAGGACAACACCAGCGCCGUGUUCAUGUCUCCUCGACGGAAAGAACUGCUUGCCCUUCUAGAGCAGUGCAUCGGGAAUCUCGCUACGCAUAUAUACUAUGGCGAUCAAGUGGCCGACAUGAUGAGGGCCAUCCUCCGGCACUUUAAACCCGUCUCCGAGGACCAGGAUACUAAUGUGCCAUCUUCCUUGGCCACCGUCCACGAAUCUGGCGCAGCGUCUCCAAAGGACCAAAACAACACGGAGACGAGUGCGGCCAAUAAUGAAAAGCUGCCCCAUGCCGAAUAUUUCUCGCGUGCUGCUAUCAAACUGACCGCCCUUCGAUCUGUCAAGGCCAUUCUUACUGUGGCAAACCAAAGGGCACUCGCAGCCGCGGCGGGUGUCGAGUCAAGGAACCCAGUGGGCAUCCAUGUGUGGGAAGGAACCCAGGGCCUUUUGCGAGACUCGGAUCGAGAAGUCCGGCAUGCCUAUGCCGAUGCUUUCUUGUCAUGGCUGCAGCUUGAGACCAACAACGAUAAUCUCAGGGCGCGCGUCGAUACGCCCAAGUACAUCAAGCAGCCGUCAAGGCGUGAUUCGGACAUCCCGGACAAGUCAUCGAAUCGGCGCAGCACCUCCGUUCCUGGCAACCAGAGGGAGAAAGUGGCGCUGGCAGCACAGUCCCAUUUCCUGCGCCUUCUUCACCUGGCCAUCUACGAUUCCGCCCUCGAAGGAGCUGCUGAUCUCUCCGAGAUACUUUUUCUUCAUCUCCUUCUGGCAACUCUGGUCGAGAAUCUUGGGGUUAAUGCUGUCCAAUUUGGACUUCCUAUGGUUCUCAAGCUGCAAGACGACUUGUUCACGUCUGCUGAUCUGAAAACAACCGCAGCUCGUGUCAACAUUGGCAGCUUGGUGCAUGGUUAUCUUUCAGCUUUGUCAGAGAAAUUUAAUCUGGAGUCUUCUGCCGUGGGAGCCGAAAUUCGCACCGAGAUUGAAGAGCGAGAGCGCAAGGGUCAAUGGUUCUCCAAGAUUAAGCUACCCGCCAGCGGCCUCGAGGCCAUCACUAUGAACGAUGAGAAGAUAACUGUCGGGGAUGACACGGAACCCCCCGUUCUGACUCCCUUCCGCAACGUUGAGGGGCUGGUCGAACAGAUCGAUAAGUCCUACCGCCAAUCUAGCCCGCAAACUUCACCGAAACGAGGCUUCAGUUUCCCCGUUUUGAACCAUACUAUAUCGCAGCCUCCGUCAGAGGGCAGUCUCCCUUCGCCGGUGAAGGAACAAAUGCUGUCUUCCUGGUCUCGAGAAGCGGUUCUGGCAGCCGCGGAGAAAGAUAGUGUCAAGACACUAUCGGUCAGCGGUUCUCGUGGGGGUACCAUGACCGCGCGCAACAACGGCCAGGCCAACGGAGUCACAAACGGUUCUCCUGCUGGCUCGAUGUCACAGAAGAACCGCCCCAUGAGUGUCCCUGAAGGCACAAGCUCGCCUCUUUACAGCUCCAGUCGAGGUUCUCCCGUCCGUUUCAACGAGCUGCGGCGUGUCCUCUCUAUCAGCAACGAACCUUCCUCUCGGAGUCCCCUGCGAAGACGUCUCGACACCUCUAACAGCAGUAUCAUCUCUUCUGGCAGCGAGAGUAUGGUCAGCGGCCCCUCCACUGUUUCUGUGGACGGGGAUGCCGGGUCGAUCCAGCCGCAGAAUGGAGAGCUGAACCCCGACGACGAAGAUGAUGAUGGAAUGGAGACGCCCCGCGCAUCAGCACUUGUACUGUCCGGGGACGCGACACCAACGGCGGAUAAUCCCCAGGCCCCGAGCGUGGCCAAAUCCGAUGCAUCGGAAAUCCCGCCCGUCCCACCGCUUCCUACCUCGUUGAACAUCCCGGGUAUGUUCCCUAACGACUCGGAGAAAUCACUCGACUCAGUAGACCGCCCGUCUACCGCCCCGGGUCCCUCGCAGCAGUCGUCCGUCAAGGCAAACCACGAGCCUAUCGCGCCACUGAACCGCAAAAAGACCAGAUCCAGCAACAGUCUUGUAUUGACAUCGGAGAUGCGCGCGGACGCUGGACUCGCAGACCUGCUAAGUAACCACGACUUUAGCGGCCCAGACGUCUCAGUUAGUCGAGAGCAUCUGAGGAAGCUCUUGGAUGGAUUCCUAUCUCCUGAAGACAGCCCAUUAGCAAACGGGAACCAUCCGACAACGACAAAACCAAACGGCAAGACUCCAAGGGGCAAAGUGCAAAUUGGUCCCAGCAGACGACACGUCAGCGGAGGAGGCAUUGGACGACCGCCAUAUUGA
Messenger RNA from Penicillium riverlandense, 3519 nucleotides. RefSeq lists its product as uncharacterized. Gene Ontology annotation, biological process: protein localization to plasma membrane. The record is from RefSeq and is a predicted model, not a curated record. Gene Ontology annotation, cellular component: plasma membrane. Bases 1 to 3519 code for a protein of 1172 amino acids. The transcript is spliced from 3 exons. Lineage: Eukaryota; Fungi; Ascomycota; Eurotiomycetes; Eurotiales; Aspergillaceae.